Messenger RNA from Camellia sinensis, 1283 nucleotides. RefSeq names its product aquaporin NIP1-2. Gene Ontology annotation, biological process: transmembrane transport. The record is from RefSeq and is a predicted model, not a curated record. Gene Ontology annotation, molecular function: channel activity. Gene Ontology annotation, cellular component: membrane. NCBI's taxonomy places the organism in Eukaryota, Viridiplantae, Streptophyta, Magnoliopsida, Ericales, Theaceae.
CAUGCUUAGAACUCAUAAACAUAGGAGAGCAAAUCCACCCUCUCUCUCUCUCUCUCUCUCUCUCUCUCCAUGGUGAGAACUCAUAAACAUCGCUAAGAAAUCCUUCUGAUCUUUCUCCUCUCUCUCUUCUCUCUCUUUUGAAUUGUGAGCUGUGAUAACAGAGAUGGCUGAGAUUGCAGGAGCUAAUGGUAACCAUGGAAUGUCUUUGAAUAUAAAAGAUGAUGAUAUGAAUCACGAACUCCCAACCUCUUUCCCCAAAACCAAUGAAGACUCCAGCUGCUGCAGUUUUAUCACUAUUCCUUUCCUGCAAAAGUUGGUCGCGGAAGUGUUAGGGACAUACUUCUUAAUAUUUGCGGGUUGUGCGGCGGUGGUGGUGAAUUUAGACAAAGACAAGGCGGUGACGUUCCCCGGAAUAUGUAUAGUGUGGGGGCUGGCAGUGAUGGUGCUGGUUUAUUCAGUUGGGCACAUCUCUGGUGCCCAUUUUAACCCUGCAGUCACCAUUGCUUUUGCUACUUGCAAGAGGUUCCCCUGGAAACAGGUACCAGCUUAUAUAAUAGCUCAAGUCCUGGGAUCAACUCUAGCAAGUGGAACCCUUAGAUUACUUUUCAACGGUGACCAAGAUCAGUUUGCCGGAACCAUUCCCACUGGUUCUGACGCACAGUCUUUCGUGUUAGAAUUCAUAAUCACAUUCUACCUCAUGUUUGUCAUCUCUGGCGUUGCAACCGAUAACCGAGCUAUUGGAGAACUUGCUGGGCUUGCCGUUGGAGCUACUGUCUUGCUAAAUGUGAUGUUUGCAGGGCAAAUAUCAGGAGCUUCAAUGAAUCCAGCAAGAAGUUUGGGGCCAGCAAUUGUGUCAAACAAGUACAAGGGUAUAUGGAUAUACAUACUUGCACCAACAUCUGGGGCUAUAGCAGGUGCUUGGGUGUACAAUCUCAUCAGGUUCACCGACAAGCCCUUACGUGAACUUACCAAGAGUGGCUCUUUCCUCAAGAGCGUAGGACGCAGUGGUUCCAAUUGACAAGCUCGUUUCGUUACAUUUGUAUUCUUUUUUUUUCUUUUUUUUUUUAUUUAUUUAUUUACAUUAAUAUUGAAAGUUGUAAUGUGUCAAAUAGCACACACAGUUAGUACUUGUUUCCAUUAAUGAAUUUGUGGCAUUCUGAAGAAUUUAGGAGCUUUUGUAGAGGCCCCAAUCAUAUGCAAAUUCAUAAGUGGAAAUAUAUCAUUCAAUUGCUAUGUACCAUGGACAAUUGUUUUAUUGUUAACAAUAUUGUUUAGCCACUUAA